AUGGGAUUUGCAGCAACUAAAUCUGAUGUAUCUCUACUCUAUAGAUCAAAUGUCUCUGCCACAGUGUUUCUACUUAUCUAUGUUGAUGACAUCAUUGUGACUGGUACCUCAGCAGAUGCUAUCUCUGAGAAAGCAGGCAUUGACAAUUGCAAAUCCCGACCCACACCAAUGACUUCCAACCUAAAGUUACCUGCUAAUGAAGGUGAGCUCUUUGCGAAUCCCAGGCUCUAUCGCUCUAUUGUUGGAAGUCUGCAGUACCUGACUAUGACUCGACCUGAGUUGGCUUAUUUAGUGAACAAGGUAUGCCAAUUUAUACAAGCCCCACGAGAGCAUCACUGGCAAGCUGUCAAUCGAAUUCUUCGUUACCUUCAGGGGAGCAGCACCCUUGGCUUACAUCUCCAGAAAUCAUCCAAUUUAAAGAUAACCGGAUAUAGUGAUUCUGAUUGGGCAUCUGACCCCGAUGAUAGGAAGUCCACUGCUGAUUUCUGUGUCUACAUGGUUCCUAACCUCAUCUCCUAG
Molecule: messenger RNA, 519 nt
Organism: Arachis ipaensis
Lineage: Eukaryota; Viridiplantae; Streptophyta; Magnoliopsida; Fabales; Fabaceae
Source: RefSeq, a predicted model, not a curated record